Molecule: messenger RNA, 1221 nt
Organism: Purpureocillium lilacinum
Lineage: Eukaryota; Fungi; Ascomycota; Sordariomycetes; Hypocreales; Ophiocordycipitaceae
Biological process (GO): phosphatidylinositol phosphate biosynthetic process
Cellular component (GO): plasma membrane
Molecular function (GO): 1-phosphatidylinositol-4-phosphate 5-kinase activity
Source: RefSeq, a predicted model, not a curated record
AUGAAGAUUCGCUCCUCGCGGAUCUCCGGCUCCAUUUCAGAUGCCAUCCUCGCCGACUACGGCUACGACGAAGAUGAUGAUGACGGUCGCCCCGCCCAUGGCAGGAAGCCGUCGCCCUCCUGUGCCAGCAGCCUGGUCCGCCCCUUCAUCGCCUUCUUCUCUCUCUACCACCUGGCCCUCGCGCGCUACCGCCCCGCCGACUUCCUCACCCUCCGCCAUGAGGUCUGGCACGUGGACGAGGACGAGUACGCAGCCUCAUUCCAGCGCCGCGACACCACCACCAGCCACGACGACGACGCAAGGGGCCUCGACUCCCGCUCCGACUCCAACGGCGACGGCGAGCUCGUCCCCGUGGGCGACCUCGGGUACAGCGGCUCCACCUUCUUCACCACCCCCGACGGCCGCUACCUCGUCAAGUCGCUGCCGCGGCGCUUCGAGCACCGCUUCUUCACCCAUGAUCUGUUCGGGCCCUACGUCACCCACAUGAAGCGCCACCCGGGCAGUCUGCUCGUGCGCAUCACGGAUAUGCCCUACACCCCGCAGGCGACCCUCGGCGGCAUCCUCGGCAUGGCGCCCACGCACCACAUCGUCAUGGAGAACCUGCUGCACGGCAAGGAGGAGGCGAGCGACCCGGACAGCUGGGAGACGUAUGACCUCAAGCCUGACGACUACUUUUUCCCCGAACGUGACAUUGCCGACGGCCGGCUGGCCCCGCAGAGCGUCAAGGACCGCCUAGUCGACGACUUUCCCGGAGGCGGCGUGCGCGUCGACGCCGCCAUGAAGCGCCAGCUGCUCAACACCCUCGACGCCGACACGAGGUUGCUGGCCGACGCUAACGCCGUCGACUACUCGCUCUUUCUCGUGCGCUGCCCCGGCCCGGCGGCGACAAGGCCCUCGACGGCCGCGCCUGUCUCACCAUCGCCCGCCGCCUCCGAGGACGCCUGGCGCGCGGGCGUACCAUCGUCAGACGGGCGCUGGGCGUACCGCGCCAUCGUGCUCGACUUCUUCUGGGCCAAGCACAAGUUUCACGCGCAGGCCAUGACGGGCCUCGUCUCCGCCUUCAACCUCGUCGCCAACAAGGGGCCCAUGAGCAUCACGGCCCGCCCGGACGAGUACCGGACCCGCUUCCUCUCCAUGGUCGACAAUCUCGUUUCGGCAGCGGGCGAGGGGGGCGACGGAUCCGCCGGCGGAGGCAGCGGAGGGCCCUCAUCAUCGCGAUGA